UCUAGCUCUAGGGCUCGGGCCAAGGGGACCACGCCUAUUAUUUUGACGACCAUUACCAUAUCAUGCAAAUCCACCUCCCUCCCACCAAUUAAUUUCCCAGAAGAAGAGGCGAACCUGCACGUACUCCUAGAUCCUGUCUACGUCUAUCUAUGCUAUGCUGCUGAUCUUGAUUAUCAACAAGAGGUUUGGAUAAUGAGUUCUGAUGAAGAGGCGUACGAGAGGGUGGACUUGUAUCCUGCUGAAGAAGUGUCCGAGGAUUGGGAGGCCACGCCCACUCUGGACACCCUCCCUACUGUCCAUGCGGCCAUCUACAAUCCCAACCUGACUGUGGAUGAGGUGGAAGCUGUGGUGACCGCACACCCACUCUGUCUGGAGUCUGUAGAGCCCCAGUUUGGCUACACCCCCCUGCACUGUGCUACCAAGCGCUGCAGCAUGCCUCUGAUCAACAUGCUGGUCCAUCACGGAGCAAUAGUAGACACCAGAGCAGCGAGAGGGGAGACUCCACUCAUGCUCGCUUCUGAGACUGGUAACCUGUACGUGGUGCACAGACUGUGUGAGUGUGGGGCUGACCUGAGUUUAGUGGACAGCCAUGGCCAGUCAGCACUGCACUACGCUGCAAAGGCAGGAGCUGUUCACAUCCUCCAUUACUUGUCUGAGAGAGGAGGUCUAAACUUCAGGGCUACUGAUAAUCAAGGUAACACACCCCUGCACUUGGCAGCUUCGAAUCAUAAACUUGAAGCAGUGGGCUACCUCAUAAGACACAAGAGAUGUGACUUGCGUGCUUCGAAUAAGGAUGGACUCACAGCUGUACACUAUGCAGCAAAGCACGGAAGUGUUGAGAUGUGCUGGAUCCUGCUCAGCAAGACACUGGGUAGGAAGAGAGACCCUCUCAAACAGAGGGAGAAGAAUGGGCUCACUCCACUGGACAUAGCUAAGAGGGGACAGCAAGAGGAUCACAGGCUGCUUGCCAAGAGGCUGGAGAAGUGGUCUAACUCACCUGACUACAUGAGGUUGGUUCCAUGGGUAUGGUGGGUCCUCUUCUCACUGCUAGGAGGAGUAACAUUGCUUCUGGCACUGGUGGCCUUUACCCACAUCCACCAGCCAGUGGGGCUUGUUGUGGCACUGACAAUCGCUGUCCUUGGCUUCUUCCUCCCCCUCACCCUGCAUCGGAUCCCCCAUCCUGUCGGCUGGCCCAACCCACUCCUACUGGGGGCACUCGUGGUGGGGGUUGCACUCACUUGUCUACUCUACUUGCUCAGAAUCUUCUUUGUGUUGUGGCCUGAUUAUGCCCUAUCGUUCAUCAUAUUGACAGCCAGCUCAAUAACUGCUCAGCUGCUCUAUUUCAAACUGAGGUGGUCUGAUCCAGGGAUUGAUACAGUUGGAAAGCUUGGAAAAGAUGGGAGACCAUUGUCUAUUGUGGACGUGGCCAGACAAGCCAACAGUGACCUAGAGGGAAUCACUCAUCUGAAGGACAGUGAUAGUAGUCAAGUGUUCUGUGCCAAGUGUGAAAUAGUGAUCUCAGAGUUCACCAAACACUGCAAGCUGUGUGAUAGCUGCUGCAGAGGGUUUGACCACCAUUGCAUGUGGCUGACUCGCUGUGUUGGGUACAACAGUCAUCGCUACUUUGUAGUGUUCAUGAUGUGCCUCGUACUGGACAGCUUCUUGUUCAUCUAUCACUCACUCUCCAUGAUGGGGAAAGUUGGUGGAGAUGACAGCUUUUGGGGAAUGCUGUCGGUUGGUUUCACUGACCAAACAGCUGUCAUGAUGCUGGCAUUGUGUAACUGUGUUGCUAUGGUUUUCGCUGCCAUGAACACAGGGCAGCAGCUUCUUCAAAUAUCCCGUUUAGAGACCACGUACUUUGACUCGGAAGGUCGUGGAGGAGCUUACAGGAAGAAAAGAUAUGGUCCCGGUUACUCGGUGAUCACUCGAGUGCGACUGGUCAUCCUGUUCUUCACUAACUAUCCUCUCUGGUACUCGAGAUCGUCCCUCACAAAACAAACACUGACUGUGUAGCUGACAGUAGCUUCCUCAUUUUUUUGCUUUGGUCGAUUCAAGAUUAAUUAUACUAACGCUGAUUGUUUGACAUAAUUGCAAUCUAAUUAAUGGCUGCUUCUUUAA
Halichondria panicea is the source of this 2118-nucleotide messenger RNA. RefSeq lists its product as uncharacterized. The record is from RefSeq and is a predicted model, not a curated record. The transcript has 18 exons. Gene Ontology annotation, molecular function: palmitoyltransferase activity; protein binding. NCBI's taxonomy places the organism in Eukaryota, Metazoa, Porifera, Demospongiae, Suberitida, Halichondriidae. The coding region runs from base 193 to 2013 and encodes 606 amino acids.